AGUGGAAACAUGAUUCGGUUCGUCUUCAUCUUUGUCCCCUUGGUGCUGACCGUUCAUCCUGUCAGGGGCCAACAGACCAGACUCAACACUCUGACGUUUAAAUAUUAUUAUGUUUGGGCUACGUGGCCACAGGCUCAGUCUGCCUGUCGAGAGCAACACAGCGACCUGACCACCAUCAGAAAUGAAAGUGAAAUGAAAGCUUAUUCCAGCGGCCAAGGCUGGAUCGGAUUGUACCGUGAGAGUGAUGACGGUCCGUGGAAAUGGUCCAGUGGAGAUGAGAUUGCAACCUUCUUCAAGUGGGAACUUAAUGAACCAAAACACGGCCAGCACUGUGUCUAUCAGUACCUAAGCAAAUGGAAAAGUGAAAGAUGUGACAUUUCACAUACUUACAUGUGUUAUGAUGAGGACCUGGUUCUGGUGAAGGAGAAUAAGACGUGGGAGGAGGCGUUGGAGCACUGCAGGACUCUGAAGGAAGGGAACAGAUACGACCUGGCAACCCUGAUCACCCCCGAUGACCACAGCUACGCACGAGAGAGAGCCCAACACGCCACCACUGAGGAGGUGUGGACGGGUCUGCGUUACCUGGGCGAUGAGUGGGUCUGGAUUGCUGGAGAACCGGUGCAGUACCCGGACACGCCAGGCUGCCCAGGUAGCAGGUGUGGCGUCCUGGAGAAAAAUAGCGACUCCCUGUUUGGGAUCAGAGACUGCAGCCAGAGGAAGAACUUCUUCUGCUAUAAGGAACCUGAUGGCGGCUGAAAGCCUCCGAGGUUCUUCACACAGAGAACAUUUAGAAACACUCUGUUUAACACGUACACUAACAUUAUAUACAGGUUUAGUAAAAUAUGUAUAGACAAUAAAGAAGAGCUGCCAUUAAUUAUUAUUGUCCUAUCAAUUAUUGAGACAAUUAAUCAAUCAAAUCACAAAGUGCCACAUUCUGCAGAUUUUUCAUUUAAGCACUGAAGCUUC
Poecilia latipinna (sailfin molly) is the source of this 966-nucleotide messenger RNA. Its product is annotated as secretory phospholipase A2 receptor-like. The transcript is spliced from 3 exons. The record is from RefSeq and is a predicted model, not a curated record. NCBI's taxonomy places the organism in Eukaryota, Metazoa, Chordata, Actinopteri, Cyprinodontiformes, Poeciliidae. The coding region runs from base 10 to 756 and encodes 248 amino acids.